This is a messenger RNA of Misgurnus anguillicaudatus (oriental weatherfish), 2307 nucleotides long. Lineage: Eukaryota; Metazoa; Chordata; Actinopteri; Cypriniformes; Cobitidae. The record is from RefSeq and is a predicted model, not a curated record.
CAAUGACAUCCAUUUUGGAAACAUCUUGGUGGACAGUGAAGGUGUACAACUGAAGUUAAUUGACUUUGGGAUUGGCCAUCUAAUCAAUGACGCUGCAUACAAAUCCAAAGGACAUAAAGGAGCACCUGAGGAAUACUCGGAGUUCAUACACAGGGUCAUGCCAAAAAACGUCUUGGACUUAGGUUCUGUGCUAUAUAAGAUGCUGCACGGAAAAAAGCCCCUUCUUUGGACCCCAAUUAUGGACCCCACUUUAACCAAGAGACACAGCAAAGAACCUUGCACUCCUAUCUUGGGAAAGAGACACAAUGCACUACACAAAAGGCAGCCGAACUGAGCAAAAGGAUUUUGAGAGUGAUUGUCAAAGACAUGUCUCUUGUUGAGGGUAAAGCCUUCAUAGACAUGAUCGAAUAUGCCUGCCCAGGCUUCAAAUGUCCCUCCAGUUGGUGGUUCACAAAGCAAUUGGAGAAGGCAUAUCAACAUGCUAUUGAAUAUCUGAAGAAAAACCUACAGUCCUCAAAAAUCACCCUCACCACCGAUGCAAGUAUUGCCAUUGAGGCAUACCUCAGAAUGACCUGCCAUUACAUCAAUGACAACUGGAAGAUGGUCUCAUUCGUUUUGUGCACAAAGCCCCUUGAGGACUGACAUACUGCAGAAAACAUAGCUCGCUGGUUUGAAGAGGUUGCCAAGAAGUUUGACUUCUCUCUCUGUGAUGAUGUCCAGGCGAUUGUCCACGAUAAUGCAGCUAAUGUGGUGAAAGCUCUUAGAAUCCUUGAGGAGAGGCAUGACAUUGCCUCACUUCGAUGUGCUGGCCAUACCACCCAGUUGAUUGUAAACCAUGCUCUGAAAGAUCCCCGGAUUAACAAGGCACUUGGGGCAGCAAGGAGCCUCGUCGGGUUCUUCCAUAGCAGCGAUGUCGCCACCCUGAAGUUAAAACUCAAACAAGAGCAAAUGGGCACAGCUCAACACAAGUUGACCCAGGAUGUAGCUGUUAGAAGAAAUAGUUCUUACUAUAUGAUCAAACACCUCCUUGAGCAGCGGUGGCCUGUAACCGCAACAUUCUCAGAACCAGAGGUCACCAAAGCAACAAAACACUACCUGAAUAUGAAAGCUGACCAGUGGAGCCUUCUGGAGAAGCUACAGCAAGCACUUGAGCCAUUCAAGCAAGCCACCGUCUUCCUGAGUGGAGAGGCAUACGUCACAGUUUCUGUCCUGCCUCUGCUGGUAAAAGGCCUACAGAAGUUCACCCAGACAGACUUUGAGCCUGCUGCCAUCGCCACCUUCCAAACAACAGUCGCAGUAGAGAUUGCUUCAAGAUGGAAGAAGGAGACUACAUAUGAUGAAGACGGGGACAAUGUGGGCAUCUUCGCCACGGCCCUUGAUCUGAGAUUCCGCAAACUCAAGUUCCUGUCCACAGACGACAUCCUGAAGUUGAAAAUCAAACUUCAGACCCUUGCACUUGAAGCCAGAUGAGUGCAAGUGAGGGAAGAGCCUGGAGAAGAUGACUCCCCAAGUGGCCAGCCAGAUCACUUUACACAGAAGCCAAAGUCUGUUCUGGACACGUUGCUUGGCACAGAUGAUGAGGAGGAGCUGGAAGAUGAAGAGCCAGGCCAAGACCAGAGAGAAGAUGCUGUCAGGAAUGAGCUGCUUGUGUACUUUGGUGAGAAACCCAUUCCAAAGGACAAAAACCCACUCCAUUGGUGGAAGGAAAAUGAAACCAAGUUCCCCGCUCUGGCUCAUCCACACCUUCUGAAUGUCUGUUCUCCGCAGCAGGGACUAUCUUGAGCAAAAAAAGAGCAAGCCUUACCAAAGAGCACGUGGACAUGCUCACAUUCCUCCACAGUAAUUCAGAGUAGGUAGGUAGUGUAGAAGAGGAGUAACAACUGUUGAUGGAUGAGGGAGGAGAGAAGCGGAGGAAAGUGGACAGUUCUAUAUUACACGCACUUCAUUAACAUAUAAGCUUACAGGUAGCAGUUAAGAGAGUCAGUUUGAUUGUGCAUCAGGUUUUAUGUUGGGACUGUUUAUUGUGUUAAACACACAGGAGUGUCUGUUCUGUACUGUGCACUGCACAAUGUUUGUUUUUGCACUGAAUUUUUUAUGUUUUGUACAGGAGAGAUUUAUGUUUGGACUGUAAAAAGAAAACAGGAAUUUUAUAUUGUGUUAAACUCUCAGGAGGAAUGUCUAUACUGUGCACUGCACAGUGUUUUUGUUUCGCACUACUCUUUUGAAUUUUUUUUUGAACAAGAGUUAUGUUGGUACUGUAAAAAAGUAAACAGGCUGUAUAACAAUAAAAUAAUUUUAUUUAUUUUA